CAAAGUAAGCCAUAACAGCAAACAAAAGAUCAGUAACUGAGAGGAUGUUCCAGCUGCAACUAACAGGCUGAAAGCUCUGGUCCACCGCCGCCGCUGCUCCUGGAGAAAAACUCGCUUCUCUCAGAUUGUAGAGCACAUCCGAGCCUUCAUUUAAUUCUGUCAUCAUACAAGUUUCCCUCACUUGGUUGUUACUGGUGUUCACAGUCUGGCCAGAAACAUGUGGAGCUACGUGGACAACACAAUAAGGUGGUGGUGGAUCCCUGAUUGGCUGCCAUCAUGGUGUCCAACCUCCAAGGGCCAGCUGAAGGCUGCAGAGGACAAGAUGCUCCGAUGUAUCAGCAGUGCUUUUACCAAACAGUUUAUCCCCAUCUCCAAUGGCGACAUGUUGUGGACUUUAACCUUCAGCAGUAACAGCAUGAAAGCCAAAACCCCGCUAGUUCUGCUGCAUGGGUUUGGAGGUGGCGUGGGUCUCUGGGCUCAGAACCUGGAAGCUCUUUCACAGCGUCGGACUGUUUUUGCUCUGGACCUGCUGGGCUUUGGCCAGAGCACCAGACCUCAGUUUUCUACGGACGCUCAGAGCGCAGAGGAUCAGUUUGUAGAGUCUAUCGAGCAGUGGAGGACCAGGGUGGGUCUGGAGUCCAUGAUACUCCUUGGUCACAACCUUGGAGGAUACCUGGCUGUGUCAUAUUCUAUUAAAUAUCCAGGCAGAGUGAAACAUAUCAUAGUGGUGGAGCCGUGGGGUUUCCCUGAGGGUCAGGACACUGUUGAUACUGACCGUCCCAUCCCCGUGUGGAUCAAAGCCAUCGGCGCCAUGUUCAGUCCCUUCAACCCGCUGGCUGGGCUGCGACUGGUAGGACCACUGGCAGGCCCGACUCUGGUCCAGACCUUUAGGCCUGACUUCAAGAGGAAGUUCUCCUCCAUGUUUACAGACAACACCGUAUCCGAGUACAUCUACCACCUCAAUGUGCAAUUCCCCAGCGGAGAGACUGCUUUUAAGAAUAUGAGCGGUCCCUGCGGCUGGGCAAAGAGGCCGAUGCUGCAGAGGAUGGACCAGCUGCAGCCUGAAACCCCCAUCACCAUCAUCUAUGGCUCCCGCUCCAGUAUAGACAGUAAUGUGGGCGACAGCAUCAAGGAGAUGAUACCACAAUCUCUGGUAGACGUAAUAACCAUCCGUGGAGCCGGACACUAUGUGUACGCUGACCAGCCCGACGACUUCAACCACAAGGUUUUGCAGGUGUGUGAGAAAGUGGACUGAAAGCAGAGAUCAGCAUGGUGCUUAAACUCUGGAGAAAAAGAGGACAAAUAUAUGAAAUGACCUCACUUCAUCAGCUGCUGUGGAACCACAGGAUCCCACUGUCCCAAAGAGAAAAAGAAGUGGCUUUUGUACAUAAGCACUGAUUGCAGUUUGACUCACACAUCAGGAGGUGCUGAAGUUCACAUUAAAUCAUCUGACCAGCGAUUCGGCCAUCUUCUUAGACGGCUGAAUAAUUACUCAGAGAUGACAAUAUUUCUCAAGUCCACUAUUCAGAAUCAUUUACCAACAAUAAUACUGUGUCACAAGGACAAGUGGACACAUAGCUGAAGAUUUAGUUACACAGUCUUCUUAGAAGUGUCUCUCCUAACACUGUGAAAAAUAGAGGCUGUUUGAUUAGUCUCCAACCAGAACACCUUAGAUUACUGUCAUCUCCUGGAAAAUGGUUCAAAAUUAUUCUGAAAAAUGUUAGCAUCAAUAUAUAGUUUUUUAUUUAUUAACCGAUAUCAUGUGUUGAUGAUGUAGAGCGCUGUAUAAAAUCUUUUCCAGUACAUCCUGAAGAUCUUCAGUGGUAGCUGAUAUGAAGACGCCUCAUACUCCCUGAACCGCUCUUUUAGCUUGAACUUGAUGAAUCCUGGUGUUAUCUUGGAAUAGACCAGUGUCAUCAAGAGAGACAGAAAUAUUGAUGGAAAAGUAUUCAGGUAGUCAGCGGAUACAAGGCAAGGCAAAUUAGUUUAUACAGCAGACUUCAUGUUUUCUGAUAGUUUGUUCCAUAUACAGUAUUAGGAACAGGAAAAAUAAAUGUGUAGUUUUAACUCUCAGGAUGGAAACCAAAAUUGAAGUUGAUGAUCUUAGAAGUCUCAGUGGCUCAUAUCGAGUUAGCAGAUCAGAUAUAUAUAUUUGGGUCAGAACCACUCAGAGCUUUGUACACCAGCAGCAACAUUUUAAAAUCAAUUCUUUGGUUCACAGGAAGUCAGUGUAGAGAUGUAAGAACCGGAGCGAUAUGUUCCCUUGUUUUGAACUUUGUAAGAACAUGAGCUGCAGCAUUCUAGAUUAGUUGCAGUUGUCUUAGUGAUUCUUUUAGAGAUCUGUAAAAACUCCAUUACAGUAGUCAAGACUAAAUAAUGCGAGCUGUCAUUUCCCAUUUUCUAGAUACAUUCUUCAGAAGGUAAAAGGUUGCCUCCCUAAUAUGGUUGUUAAAAUUUUGCUCAGAGUCCGAAAUGACAUCAAGAUUUCUCGACUCUGAUCCGUUGUUUUUAAUAUUGCUGACUGAAGUUGGACACAAAUCUUUGGGCUCUAAUCGUUGUUUUAAAAUGCAAUGAUUUAAAUUUUAUCUUUAAUCAGCUGAAUAUGAAACUCUGACAUUCAAGUAUUGAUUUAACUGAGACUCAAACUAAAGCUUUGUACGGGACCAGAGUCCUCUGGUGAGACAGGAAUAAUAGAGCUGAGUGUCGUCAGUAUAAUGAUGAUCAGAUAUUUUUUUUUGUUCCCAUCAUCUUAACCAGUAGGAGCAUCUAGAUGCUGAACAAUAGGGGGCCCAACAUGGAGCCUUGGGGAACUCCACGUGUCAUCUUUGUUUGAAUAAGUCUAUAGUUACCAAUUGAUAUGAAGUAGUUUCUAUUUUUCAAGUAUAAUACAAUACAGAACUAGGCUGGAGUUUUCCACCCAAUUUUCCAGUUGGUCUAAUAAGAUUUUACGGUGGCUUGUGUUUAAAGGAGCACUGAGAUCUAACAGAACCAAACUUCUGCUUCUAUCUGUGUUUACAUUGAUUUUGCUUUGCAAACAAAAUACAGCUAAAAUAAAUAAAAUUCUUGACAGUAAUGCAAUAAAACAAAAUAAUAAAAUGUUUGAAAACAAGACUAAUAAACUUUAAAAUAAUUAAAUAAAUGUUUCCGUUGGGCUGCACGGUAGUGUGGUAGUUAGCACCGCGGCCUCACAGCAAGAAGGUCGCUGGUUUGAGCCUCUGGGGGGAGGUUCGAACCUGGGGAGUGGUGGCCUUUCUGUGUGGAGUUUGCAUCUUCGCCGUGUAUGCCUGGGUUCUCUCCGGGUUCUCUCCAGGCUCCCGCUUACCCGCGACCUACAAUGAACAAAGCAGUACUUAGAAUGAAUGAAUGAAAGGAUUUCAGACAUAAUGUAUGUGUAUUUCUUCUUAAAUGUUUCUCAUGGAAACAGUUAAUUUAAUGUAUAACACUGAAGAGAGAGCCUAAAGUCUAAAUCUACAAGAAUAAACUGAACAGCGUCUGCUGUUAAGUUAUUUGCUUUAUAAUUGUUUUUGAACCUGUAAAAUUCUAUAUAAGUACAAUGUAUUUAACAAACAUGCUCCCUUAUGCAGUGACGCUGCUGUUUCCUCUACUUUAUAAAGAGUCAAAACAAAUUAAAUGUUCAAUGUAUGAUUGUGGUCCACUUUCUUCAUUUGAGUCCAAGUAAAUAUUCUGCUCUACAAUAAAUGUUUAAUCUGCAACAUAAAACCAUAAUUCCACUUCUGCCCUUCUCUUGCAUUUAUUUUGAUGAAGCAUUAACAGAUUAACCCCCCCAGCUCUUAUCAUCUUGGAGGGAGAGAAAUUAUUCCUUUGUGUCUGUGUUCAGCACAGUGCCAUUGUAGUUCUUCCUUUCUACCACUAGAGAGCACUCAUGUGUAGUUGCUGCUGAGAGAGAAAUCUCACAGGUGCUGGAAAAACAUGGAAACU
This is a messenger RNA of Melanotaenia boesemani (Boeseman's rainbowfish), 3939 nucleotides long. RefSeq names its product abhydrolase domain containing 5a (gene abhd5a). Gene Ontology annotation, biological process: positive regulation of triglyceride catabolic process; negative regulation of triglyceride storage. The coding region runs from base 218 to 1255 and encodes 345 amino acids. The transcript is spliced from 10 exons. Gene Ontology annotation, cellular component: lipid droplet. Lineage: Eukaryota; Metazoa; Chordata; Actinopteri; Atheriniformes; Melanotaeniidae. The record is from RefSeq and is a predicted model, not a curated record.